This is a messenger RNA of Durusdinium trenchii, 1437 nucleotides long. NCBI's taxonomy places the organism in Eukaryota, Dinophyceae, Suessiales, Symbiodiniaceae. The record is from the annotation of a GenBank genome assembly.
AGCCUUUUUGGCCCAAAACCCCUCAUCAGUGCAAUUGAUCUAUUUUGGCUUUGGUCAUGAAAAUCAUUUGCAUUUUUUGCGUUGUGGUGCUGAGUUCCAGCGACAUCGUGAAAGAUUGGGAGAAGGUGGGUUUUUCUCGCACCCACAGAGGAAGCUCACAAAACCUGGAGGUGAAUGGCAAGAGUACUGGCUGCAUGAUCGUCUCGAUGGGCAUCGAUUUGACUUGCAAAGACCGUGCUGAGUCCAGUGAAGUGCCAAGCAAUGCGUUUCAUGCCUUGGUGAAUUGCCAGGACAUGGACGCAACAAAGUUUGAUCUUCUCACGAUUGAACCUGGGCCCUUCUGUGGGAAGCUGACCUACACUCAGCACUUUCAACCAAACAGUGCCGCGAGCAUUGGCAGCUUGCAGAUCAAGCCCGGGCAAGUUGCGAACCUCACUUGUGUCCUCUUCCCCCUUGGCAAUAGCAAAUAUUAUUCGGACACUGACGGGUGGACGACGGCCAAAACAGCAACAGUUGACGUCAUGGCAAAGAAUUCGAAGAACGGCGAGAGUGGGACCAUCAAAGAUGUUCCGCUCGGAUCCUUGAGGUAUCGCCAGGAUAAGGAAGAUGGACAGUUCAAGGUGGAGGCCGGCGCUUGCGCACAGGCAGUGAAGGAGAUCUUCAACUGGCAGUUGAAGCUCGUGAAUUCCAGCCAGAAUGUGCAUCAGGUUCUGUUCACCAGCCAACCAACAAAACCGACUGAUCAGGUAUUUCCUCCUGUCAAGGUCAAAGAUACCUUGCCCUCUGAGGUCACAGGUUGCCUGAAGGAUGUGGGUUAUUAUGACCUUCAUGAAUCCGUUAUUCAAGCCAUCAUCCCCAAGGGCCGGGGAGAAUGGGGCAAGUUGGUGAAGAUCAUCGACCUCGAGCGUCUUCCAAAAGAUCACAGGGAACCCGAAAAAACAUGAGGAGCUGGUGAAGGUCAUGGUGGACGCUUCGCAGCUGCCCAAGGGCACUGAAAACCUCAAGGUCUUGUUCAACUUUGGGCUCCCGGGACCUGGACCCUCCAAUUGGGACGGUUUACAAAAUCUUCUGCUGCCGGUGGACGAUCCGACCAUACCAGACAGAGACACGACUUCCACAUCUGACCAACCGGAGCAGCCUGAUCAGCCUGAUCAACCAGAUCAACCGGUUGAACCUGAUCAACCAGAUCAACCGGAUCAACCGGAUCCCAAGCAGAAGUCCAGUAGUUUGGUCCCUUGGACCUGGAUCCUCGCGUGCAUCCUGCUGGUGGGUUUAGGGACCGGUGGCUUCCUCUACCGGAGGCAUCGGUUGAUCCAAGCCACGCGCGGGCGCGAGGUGCUGCCUUGAUUUGGUUUCUGCAAGCUCAGGGGUAUAGCACGCCAGCAGCCUGCUGUCCAAAGAUGUAAUAAUUGUACGUUGAUGUGCGUGAGUCAAAGA